Molecule: messenger RNA, 1764 nt
Organism: Mucor velutinosus
Lineage: Eukaryota; Fungi; Mucoromycota; Mucoromycetes; Mucorales; Mucoraceae
Exons: 5
Coding region: 1-1764 (587 amino acids)
Cellular component (GO): cytoplasm
Source: RefSeq, a predicted model, not a curated record
AUGACAUUGCCAUCAGAGUGGAAGGAUAACCAGGACGAAGUAAGUACACAAGUGACAUGCUGUCCACAUCCAUUGACAAGAGAGAUCCAAAAGGCUAUAGACUUGGCAAUGAAAGCUGGCUCGGAGGCAGACUGGAAGGUAGUGGGAAAUCGAUCUAGAAAAGGAAGCUUUUCAGUAGGUCGUGUUUUCGAUGGUGCGACUCCGAAUCAUCACAACAAUCAUGCAACCACUUCGUUAUCCCAGGCAUCUUCUUCAUUGAUAAAUCAACCAUAUCCAGAGCUCAGGCGAAGAGGAUCUGCAUGUUCAGAAAAGCAAUGGGGCUCGUUUGGUGGAUUGCAGUGGGAGGGGCCGUCUAUUUUUGAUGAAGACAACAGCAGUAUUGCUCCUGCGCCCAGAACCCCUUUGCCCCCUCAUACGCCGUCUGAGCAGUAUUUUGAUCCCAAUGCCAUCUUAUCCACACCCAUGUUGCCCCAUGUAUCUGUGGAGCCCAUCUAUCGACAACAGCGCAGUCUCUCUUUUUCAAUGGGCCAGGAUCCCGCAUUUUUUGGCUACGAUGACUACCACAAUGCAAGAGGCAACAGCAACGCCUUGUUGACGCCUACUAUGGAAGAGGAGGAGGAAGAUGAUGCAUUUGACGACGCCUAUCUUCGCUCUCGAUCACAGUCUUCCAACGCAGCAUUUGGCAUGUAUCCUAGUGGUCAUUGGAUGCACACACACCGACGAAGCUCUUUGAGCUCUUUCAUGGAGAGUUCGUCUCAUAAGGAUUUACUGCUGCUCUCACAAAGACGCAUGUCUCAGCCAGCACCACCACCACCACCGCUCAAUAACAUUCAAGAGUACUCGUUCCCAGAAAUAAUUCCCAAUGGAGGACCAACCCAUGGCAUCACCAGCGCCAGCAGUGGUGGUAGCACUAGUAGUCCAACCCCAUUUCUGUCUGCUUCCUCUGCAUCAUCUAUUCAGCCAUUAUCAGACUACCUAGAUAACCAUAGAUCAAGUUCAUCGUCUAUAUUACCCUGUCAGAUUAUCCCAGAGACGUCUACCAAUGUCACUGUCAUAUCCAGCCAACAACAACAACAACAACAACAACAACAACAGCAGCAGCAGCAACAACAGCAACAACAGCAACAAGAUAGUAUCAGUAGCGGCAAAGGAUUAUCAUUGCAGAGACUACCACCGCACAUUCCGCUCUUUAUGGUUGAAUUCAAAUCAGGCCGCACCGACUUUUACUAUGUUUCUGACCCUUCACUCCAGAUACAAGUGGGCGAUUUAGUAUUGGUGGAAGCAGAUCGUGGGAAGGACCUCGGCAAGGCAGCUACAGAUGUGUUAACAGUGAGCCAAGUCUUGUUGUUGCAGCAACAGCAAAAGCACAACAACAGCAGCAACAGAUUGGUCAUUGAUGAUGAAGAUAAAACUCAAGAUACCAAAAAGAACUCGACAGCAGAUUCCUUCGUAAAGAAGAUUUAUAGAAAAGCAGCUUCUGAAGAGAUCAGUUUAUUGCUUAACAAGGAGGAGGACGAGCAGAGGGCGUUGGCAGUGUGUUUGCAAAAGAUCAAGCACAGAAAGUUGUCAAUGGAAGUGGUAGAUGCCGAGUUUCAGUGGGAUCGUCGUAAAUUAACGUUUUACUUUAUUGCUGAAAGAAGAAUUGAUUUUCGUGAGCUGGUCAGAGAGCUGUUCAAGAUUUACAAGACCCGUAUAUGGAUGUGUGCUGUCAACCCCAAUAUCCCCACAAAGUCAGUAACGAGUAAUUCGGCUUUCAAUCCGUGA